This is a messenger RNA of Hansenula ciferrii, 375 nucleotides long. It is a transcript of the gene SCP2, whose product is annotated as SCP2 sterol-binding domain-containing protein. Gene Ontology annotation, cellular component: cytosol. The transcript has a single exon. NCBI's taxonomy places the organism in Eukaryota, Fungi, Ascomycota, Saccharomycetes, Phaffomycetales, Wickerhamomycetaceae. The coding region runs from base 1 to 375 and encodes 124 amino acids. The record is from RefSeq and is a predicted model, not a curated record.
AUGUCCUUCAAAUCAGAACCAAUCUUCAAAGAAAUUGCCACCCAAUUAACAACAAACACCAAAUUAACCAAGAACUUAAUUGAUAAGACCAAAUCAGUUAUUGUAUUCAAUUUAAAGAAUAAAUCAGGUUCAAAAGCAUGGAAAUUAGAUUUAAAAAAUGAUGGUAAAUUAUCAGAAGCAAAUGAAUCAGAUUUAAAUAAUUCUGAUUUAGUUAUAACAAUGAAAGACCUGGAUUUUAAAAAAUUAGUUGAAGGUAAAUCAAAUUCUCAAAAAUUAUUCCUUGGUGGUAAAUUAAAAAUUAAAGGUGAUGUUAUUAAAGCUGCAAAUAUUGAAACUAUUUUAAAGAGUCUUAGACCACAAAAGGCAAAGUUAUGA